CACAACCUUCGUUUUGGAUUCUCUUGUUGUUGGUACAGCUGGCCUGUUAACCAAGUAACCGGCUUGUACAUAUCUCCAGCGGUCACCGUGCCUCUCGUUCGUUUCGUGCUCGGCCAACUUGUAUGACAGUCAUUCCUUUCUACCACCCAUUCUCUUGAAUGCAGAGGGACAAAAGAUAACUUUGUUGAGGAUGAAAUUUUCGAUUCCAGUCUCUCGACUUGUCCUAGUGGCCAGUCUUCUUGGACGUAUUUUGUGUGUUCCGUUAGCUGGAAACGAUAGAUUAGGAGAUCAUCCUUACGAUGUUGAUCAACAAGUUCGUCACGUUCGUACCCGCUAUCAACCUUCGCGGCUGGUGGAUAUUCCUCUCCACGUGGACGACACCGCACCAAAGGCCGUAGCAGAUUUUGAGAAUGAUGAAAGGAGAUCUGCUUUGGAACCUCAAACGCCAUCCAAGGGCAUAGGGAAGAGUAUUGAGGCUGAGAGUGUGACGUUGGCGGCAAGAGGAGAUGCCUCUACCGACCAAGCCGACACCGCCGUGACAGGAACAGCAGCCGGCGAGGUUGAAGAUGUGGCCAUCUACAUGGACGAGAACUCACAAACGGACAGCACGGAGACCAAAAUCAUCCCCAUAAUCUCACCAGCAACCCCCUCUUCCUCAUCAACCUCAUCAUCGGCAUCCUCGUCUUCAUCUUCCUCCCCGGCAGUAACAACCCUCAAACCAAAAACCAAACGCACCAACCUCUCCUCCUACCUUUCCUUCAACAAAGCAAACCAAAAACUCAUCAAGCCCAUCAAGCACACCAAGCUCACAAACACGCCUCCAUCAACCAACGACGACACACCAACAAUCCUCCCCGACACCACCACCACCACCACCACCUUCACCCACCCCGGCUUCCUCCCCCAACGUCUCCCCGGCAUAACCUACGCCCCCUACGACCUCACAGGCUGCCGCUCCCCCGCCAACAUCACCUCCGACUUCGCCACCAUCGCCCAAACGCGUCUCUACUCCUCCGUCCGCAUCUACGGCGUCGACUGCUCCCAAGUCCUGCACACCCUCCGCGCCGCCUCCUCCGUCUCCUCUCCCCCUUUAAAACUCUUCCUCGGCAUCUUUUCUCUAUCCGACCUCUCCUCGCAACUUACCACCUUGAUAAAAGACGUGCAGACCUUCGCCUUGACUGAAAAACUCGCCGUCGACGACGUCUGGACCAACAUGAUCGACACCAUCUCCGUCGGCAACGAGCUCGUCAACAACGGCCAAGCCACCCCCGCGCAAGUCUUGGCGGCGGUGCGUACAGUCCGCCAAGUUUUGAGAAGGGAGGGAUACUUUGGUCCUGUAGUCACGGUCGAUACGUUUGUUGCCGUCCUAAACCAUCCUGAACUGUGUAGUAGUUCGGAUGUCGAUUACUGCGCGGUGAAUGUCCAUCCGUUUUUUGAUGCGCAUACGGAGGCGGAGCGGGCGGGGGAGUUUGUCAGGAGGCAGGUGAUGAAUCUGAGGGAGGUUAUUACCCCUAAAUCCCAGGCCCAGGCCCAGGGGACUGGCCUGUCUCAGGGGGGGACUACUGACAUGAUAGGGGGAGGGGAACGACGGAAAAAAAGAGUGGUGGUUACCGAAACGGGAUGGCCCAAGCAGGGAAAUGCAAAUUACCGGGCGGUUCCAGGACGAUGGGAACAAAAGACGGCGGUGGAGGGCGUGAUGAAGGCUUGGAGAGAGGGAAGCCAGAGGGGGUUUGUUGGAGACGAUGGAGGGGAUUUUGAGCUGUACUUGUUUACGGCGUUUGAUGAUGAGUGGAAGAAGGCGGACAAGGGCACGUUUUAUGCGGAGCAGUUUUGGGGGAUACAUGAUCGUUGAUAAUUCUUCCUUUUCUUUUCUUCAUUUUUUAUGUUCUUGUUGGCUAUGUAUAUCCUCUUGUUGGCUAUGUUGGGCGUUAUGUGGGGGGAUACCUAUCGUUCUACAGUUUUUGUUUCUCGGUUUUUCUUCUU
Neurospora hispaniola is the source of this 1983-nucleotide messenger RNA. RefSeq names its product glycoside hydrolase superfamily. The record is from RefSeq and is a predicted model, not a curated record. Gene Ontology annotation, cellular component: fungal-type cell wall; cell surface; extracellular region. Gene Ontology annotation, molecular function: glucan endo-1,3-beta-D-glucosidase activity. Lineage: Eukaryota; Fungi; Ascomycota; Sordariomycetes; Sordariales; Sordariaceae. The transcript is spliced from 2 exons. The coding region runs from base 191 to 1852 and encodes 553 amino acids. Gene Ontology annotation, biological process: cell wall organization.